AUGUUCACAACACGUAUUGCUUUGGCUUCGUUACUCAAGAAAUUUUUCAGACAAAUGAUUUCACCCUUAGGUGAUGUGAAUUCUCCACCACUUACUUUUUCUUUGAUUUUAUUAUUACCAAACAUUCGCACUGCAAAUAUAUUAGGUUUCUUUCCAGCUCCAAUAAAAUCACAUUUGCUUAUACACUGUGCUAUUGCCGAGACAUUGGCGGAAAGAGGCCACAAUGUAACAGUAGUCGCCACCUUACCCAAUGUACACAAAAAUUCAAAAAUCAACUAUAUUCAUAUCGAUAUAUCAGUGAAUGAAGCAGUUUUAAGUGAUAUGAUUAACCAAUCCAAAUCUAACUUGCACAAGAUGACUUCCUGGAUGGAUGAAAAUAUACAGCAGUGUGAAUCAUUAAUAACACAUCAUAAACUACAACAAUUCCUCAACAAUCAUAACUCAACAUUUUUUGAUUUGGUGAUAUUUGGCUAUCGAUUAAAUGAUGUUUUACUGGGCGUUGCUGCUCACUUUAAAUGCCCAAUUAUAAUAUCAACAGUUGUACAGCCUAUAUUUCCACUUCAAUCUAUGAUUGGCAACCCACAUGAGAUUUCAUAUGUGCCAUCAUUUUUUACUGGCCUAUCACAGCCCAUGAGUUUCAAAGCACGUUUAAGAAAUUUUUAUGCAUCGACGUUUGGUCAUACCCUUAUGAAUUAUGCGCUAGAGACCCGUUUUGAAAAAUUUUACAGAUUGCAUUUUCCUGCACACCAACAUCCAUCAUUAAAUGAUAUAAGAAAAAAUAUAUCUCUUUUAUUUACCAAUCAUCACUUUAGUCAGGGACCAAUAAGACCAAAUGUACCGGCUGUAAUUGAAAUUGGUGGUAUACAAAUAAAAGAAAAACCAAAUCCGCUACCUGUUGAUAUAAAAGAUAUUUUAGAUAAUAGUGAAAAUGGAGUAAUAUAUUUUUGUCUUGGUUCAAAUGUGAAACCUUCACAUGUUACUGAAAAUACUGCAAAAAUCAUGUUCGGAGUACUCUCCCACUUACAUUAUGAUGUUUUGUGGAAGUGGGAAAAUGCCAAAGUACCUGGUAUUGCGAAAAAUAUUUACUUUAGUAGUUGGUUACCUCAAGACGAUAUAUUAGCUCAUCCCAAUGUUAAACUAUUUAUAACACAUGCUGGUCAAGGAAGUAUUGCGGAAUCAUUGUAUCAUGGAGUACCUAUGAUUUGCAUACCAUUUUUUGGUGAUCAACUACAAAAUGCUCGUUAUGUUAAACGUUCUGGAUAUGGUUUAUAUAUGGAUCAUACAAACAUUACAUCGAAUGAUUUCAAGAAUACAAUAACAGAAGUAGUUUUGAAUUCGAAAUAUAUUGAAGCUGUCAAACGUUUCUCUGUGCUUUAUCGCGACAGACCUAUGACACCACGUCAGACAGCAGUUUACUGGGUAGAAUAUGUACUGCGACAUAAGGGAGCUACACAUUUACAAUCCCCUGCAGUACAUUCAAAUGUUUGGCAACUGCUCUCGUUAGAUGUUAUAUUAUUUUUAUUAUUGAUUUUAAUUUUAAUAAGCAUAGUAAUUGUUAAGCUGGUUAAAUUAGUUAUAAACAAAUUAAAGAAGAAGAAACUUAAAUUAGACUAA
Molecule: messenger RNA, 1614 nt
Organism: Teleopsis dalmanni
Lineage: Eukaryota; Metazoa; Arthropoda; Insecta; Diptera; Diopsidae
Product: UDP-glycosyltransferase UGT4-like
Exons: 3
Coding region: 1-1614 (537 amino acids)
Molecular function (GO): UDP-glycosyltransferase activity
Source: RefSeq, a predicted model, not a curated record